Molecule: messenger RNA, 347 nt
Organism: Staurois parvus
Lineage: Eukaryota; Metazoa; Chordata; Amphibia; Anura; Ranidae
Source: the annotation of a GenBank genome assembly
CUAUAAACAUUUGUGAAAGAAUGGGUCGCUCUCAGGAGCUCAGCGAAUUCAAGCGUGGUACCGUGAUAGGUUGCCACCUGUGCAAUAAGUCCAUCUGUGCAAUUUCCUUGCUAUUAAAUAUUCCAAGGUCAACUGUUAGUGGUAUUAUACCAAAGUGGAAGCAACUGGGAGCAACAGCAACUCAGCCACGAAGUGAGUGGGGUCAGCGCAUGCUGAAGUGCACAGUGCGCAGAAGUCGCCAACUGUCUGCAGAGUCAAUAGCUAAAGACCUCCAAACAUCAUGUGGCCUUUAGAUUAGCACAACAGCAGUGCGUAGAGAGCUUCAUGGAAUGGGUUUCCAUGGCCAA